CCUGUUGGCAGGAGUGUGUGUGAUUAUGUUUUACUCAACUGCAGUGCUUACGAAACCAUUAACUUUGGCAUUCUGAGUGUGCGUAUGAAGAUAGUGUUUACUGGAAGGAAAUUCAUAGCAUGAGUUCACAGAGACCUUUUUUUCUUUUCUUUCUUUUUCUCCUCCUUCAAGGCUGUCCUCGGGUUGUCCGUCUGGUUCGGCCUCCCAGACACCACAACUGUGCCACGCACUUCUUCUUCCACAACCCUCUCUCGCUCUCUUUUCCUCUCUCUCUCACCGUGUUUCUCUUCCUCUGUCCAGUCUCUCAGUAGUGGUCCUCUCUGCUCUCGUGGAGAAGGCUGCACUAUCUGGUUUCUUAAACAAUGGAAAUUCAAUCAGGAAAUGAACCCGAGGUGUUGAAAGAAGGAGAGUACACUCGUUCGUCUCCUCUCACCCUGCGGCCUGCGGACGCUAAAGAGGACCUGGGGGAGAACAGGCAAAUUGAGAAGUUUGAUAUCCCACUCAACAGCCUGAAGCAAAUGUUUGAGAAAUCACCGGCACAACAUGGGGAAGCGAAUAGUUCAUUUUCAUCAAGUGGGAGAGUUGCAGAGAAAUAUAGCGGUGUAGGAGAAAAGAUGUCGAAUCAGGACUCAAACUUUGGUGGAUCUGCGGGCAGUGCAGGUGUUUCAUCGUCUAAAGAGAGACCAGCUGACGGUGAGGUUGAGACUGUGCCUCUCAAGCAGAGACUGGCCUUAUACCAAGCUGCCACUACCAAGGAAGAGAGAAGCCCAUCUGUGGUCAUGGACAGCUCUGAGCCGUGCUCUCUGCCAGGGGGACUGGCCAGUGUCAAGAAACAGUUUGAAAGCCAAGAGUUCAGUUCCUCUUCUGCAUCCCAAAGCACUGUUACACAAUACCACCAACAACAGAGACAGCAGGUAGUGAGUUCAUCAGAGGUGACGGUACGAAGCAGUGUUAAAGAAAGCAGUACCUCAAAUGCCCAGGUUUUCCUGGACCAGAAUGUUCAUCAGAGUGUUGCCUCAAGUUUUGGGGAUCAUUAUGAUGAGAAAGUGCUGGUAAUUGGAGAACAGAAUUUGCCAAAAAUUUCUACUCAAGUCCUGAAACAGCAGCAUGAAAAAAGUAUUGAGGAGGCCACUCCACCCAAACAUAUCAAGAUUGAUCUUGAUUACAACCAGUUUCCUUGGGCCCCAGUAAAUGUUUCUUCAAAGACUACUGCCACAGGUAGCUAUGAGACCACGUCCGUCACUAAAACAAUGCAAGAGGCCUCUACCUCCUCUGUGGCUUCCUCACAAUAUGAGGCCGUGGAGCAUUUCUCAACACCAGUAUCUGGCACACAUCAGUUUCAAAUUAAUUCCCAAGUCCCAGAACGUUGUCCUUCCCCGAAGCCAACAGAUGCACCUACUUCAGCCAAAUAUGCUGUCAAUAAAGAGCAGUACUCAAAGCAGAGGAACCUCUAUGAACUUAAGCGUCUCUACAAGCACAUUCACCCGGAAGUGCGUAAAAACCUGGAGUGUGACUUCUUAACUGAAGUAACCGACACCGAGCAAACUUAUGUGGACAGUGAUGAGGAGGUGAGCAGAGACAUUCAGCAAGCACGCUAUGUUUUUGAAAACAGUGGAAGUACCAGUCCUGGCAAGUGCAUAAGUCCGGAGAGAGAGUAUUUGGAGUGGGAUGAGAUCCUGAGAGGCGAGGUGCAGUCAAUGCGCUGGAUGUUUGAGAACAAGCCCCUAGAUUCCAUUAAAGAUGGCACACCAGAUGAGGAUGAGGGAAAGAACAUAGCCCAACAAGAAAUCAUCGCUGGAAAAGAUGUGAAGUACACUGCAUGGGUGUUUGAAACACAGCCCAUGGAUGCUCUAGGUACAGAAAAAACGGACUCAGCAGAGCACAGUGGAAAACGAGAUCUAGCCAGGGGAGAUGUCCAGACUGCAACAUGGCUGUUUGAGACACAACCGCUGGACUCACUCAACAGAAUUUACCAAGAGGAUGAGCAAGAGACACAGGUGAUGUAUACUAAAGACAUUGCUGGGGGUGAUGUGAAAACUGCUAGGUACUUGUUUGAAACACAGCACCUGGACACACUUGGACACACUGAGACUAUCGAUGAAAGUCACUUCCUGCAGCUGAAAUCAGAGCUAGAAGAAGUCAAGGGUGAAGUUAAGAAAACAACCAAGAUGUUCGAAACACAACCCAUGUGUGUCAUCCGCGGUGACUCUGGAGAGAUGCUGGAGAUUACCAAGGUGCGACGCGAAGAAACCGAGAAAGGUGAUGUCAGGACAUCACGAUGGCUCUUUGAAACUCAGCCUCUGGACCUGAUCAGCAAGGAUCCAAGCAAAGUAAAAUUAAUCUGUGGAGUCUCCAUGGAGGAAAAUUACCAGGGUGAGGUGAACAGAGGAAGAUGGCUGUUUGAGACAAAGACACUCGAUCAAAUCAAAGAGGAAGAAUGGGAUAGCACAAAGAUUCAGAAGGAGGAGAUCUUAGGUGCCGAUGUGAGGAGACACUGCAAGAUCUUUGAAACACAGCCAAUGGAUAACCUUAAAGAUAAUACCAAUGCAAGACCAACGGAGCCAGAAGACAUUAUAGGUGGUGAUGUUACUUCUGCUAGGCAUUUGUUUGAAACAGUGCCCAUGGAGAAUCUGAAAGAGUUUCCAGAAGUUGGCAAGCUACAAAAGGUGCUAGCAUCAGAAGAAGAGAAAGGCGAUGUGAGACACCAGAGGUGGUUGUUUGAAAGCAAACCUCUUGAGCAGAUCAGAGAGGAGAAGAAAGAGAUCACACGCACUAUUAAUUUAGAGGACCUUGAAAAGGGUGAUGUCACAAAUUACAAGGAAAUAUUUGAGACCAUGGACCUGAGCAAAUGUACAGAUGCACAAAAAAUACAAGUGGAGGGUGUCACCAGUGGCUCAGUAAAAACAAAUAAAGUAUUAUUUGAGUCAACACCCUUGUAUGCUGUACAAGACAGCUCAGGACACUACCAUGAAGUUAAAACCGUGCGCAGAGAGGAAGUUGUAAAAGGAGAUGUGAGAAGCUGCAAGUGGAUGUUUGAAACUUGUCCCAUUGAUCAGUUUGAUGAGAGCAUCACUAAGUUCCAGAUAAUCAAAGGAAUAUCUAAAGAAGAAAUCCAAUCAGGUGAUGUCAAAACUGCUAAAUGGCUUUUUGAAACUCAGCCUCUUGACGGCAUUAAAUACUUCAACUUAGAAGAAGAGGACAACAAGAAAAAUGAGAGCAUUGAGAUCCAAAGAGGUGAUGUUAAAACAUGCAGAUGGUUGUUUGAAACCCAGCCAAUGGAUGUCUUGUAUGAGAAAGUAGAGACAAAGACUGAGGACACCACUGACAUCCAGAAAGGAGAUGUUAAAACCUGUACAUGGCUUUUUGAGACUCAGACUCUUGACAGCAUCAAGGAUGAGUCCGAGACAAUCCUGAAAACUUGCACAGUAAAGCAAAAUGAUGUAAAAGGUAAAGAUGUACGUCUAGUGCGUUUCCUAUUUGAGACUGAAAACCUAGAAAACAUCACUGACGACAAGGAUCACGGUAGCUUUAAGCGAGUCACUGAGAUUGACAUUCACUCUGGAGAUGUAUCACGAAUGAAGUACAUCUUUGAGAAUCAGUCAUCUGAUAUCAUGACUUCUACAUCUGAGGAGACCAUGCAGAAACUUAAAUGCUGUCAAGCAGAGGAAAUUCAGAAAGGAAAUGUGGUGAACUGUACCUGGAUGUUUGAAAACCAACCAAUUGAUUCCAUCAGGGAAAAUUCUGAAGAAUUGAAGGAGACACGCACAGUAACAGAUAUUCAGGGAGGUAAUGUUGAUAAAGGUCGUUUCAUUUUUGAGACAUACUCAUUAGAUACGAUUCAGGAGGAGGCAUCUGAUACUGAGAUCAGCAAACUUCAAAGCAUCAUACACAAGGAGAUUGAGAAAGGGGAUGUAAAAAACUACACCAUGAUGUUUGAGACCCAACCACUGUAUGCUAUCAGGGACAAAGAAGGACACUAUCAUGAGGUUACUACAGUCACAAAAGAAGAGAUUCUGCGAGGAGAUGUGGUUGGGGCAAGAUGGUUGUUUGAGACAAAGCCCCUUGACUCAAUAAGAGACACAGAAGAGGUGUAUGUCAUCAAAGCUGUUACAGAAGAAGACAUCCAAAAAGGAGAUGUCAGCACGGCCAGGUGGAGGUUUGAAACUCAGCCUCUAGAUGAGAUUGCAGAGGAUAUGAAAGUUGCUGUUAAAACAGUAGCUGACAUCCAAGGGGGGGAUGUGAAAACAAACAAACAGCAUUUUGAAAUGGAUGACCUAUCAAAGAAAUAUGUGAAAACCGUUAGUGUCAGUGAGAUUCAAAGAGGUAACGUGAGGAGCUCCACAUGGAUGUUUGAAACACGUACUAUUGACAAGAUCCGUGGUGAAGGUUCGGAGUAUGAUGAGAUGGAAAAGGUGACACGCGAAGAAGUGGUAAAAGGUGAUGUUAAGCAGUCCGUGUGGCUCUUUGAAAAGGAACCACUUGAUCGCAUUAAGGAAGUUGAUGAAACAGAUACUGUAAUUUCUCAUGAAGAAAUUCCAAAAGCCGAUGUUAAAACAACGACAUGGUUGUUUGAAACCACCCCCCUAACCGAUUUCAAUGAGAGCAGUGUGGAGAGAAAAGAGAUUGUUGGUAAGAGCAUCAAGGCAACCCUAGAAGAGCUGUAUACUCAGAAAAUGGUUGAAUCACAAGGUAUUCUAAUUGAGGCAGAUGAGAUUGGAGAUGUCAGAAUGGCUAAAUACAAACUUCUAAACCAGGACACUCCAGAGAUCCAGAGAGAAGAGGUAAUACAUGGAGACCUGAACAACAUUAUGAUGAACCUUCUUAACAGACGUGAGACAAAAGAGAGGGCAAUCACCAUAGACAGGGAGGAAAGAGGAAAUAUAAACUCAACUGUCCAACAGCUCUUUAAUCAGAAUAAGAGUGAUAAUGUUGAGAAAGAGCAAAUUAUCAGAGGAGAUAUCCAAGAGGCAAUUAAUAACUUGCUGAAGCAAGAAGGAUCUUCCAAACGUGGAAUUCUGAUUCAAGAAGAUGAGAAAGGAGAUGUGAAAAUGACCAUAUACUCACUCCUCAAUAAAGAAAGUGAGAGCAAUGUUGAGAAAGAGGAUAUAGUUAGAGGAAAUAUUCGUGGAACACUACAUCGGCUACUGGGUAGUGCUGAUGCAAAGGACUUGUCAUCUAAGAUAACUGUUGGAGAAGCAGAGAGAGGAAAUGUCAGUUUUUAUUCUACGUGUAUUGAGUCUGGGGCAAUGGACUACCUCAGGCAACUUCAGGUGGAGACUGAUGAAAUUGUUGACGAAAUAGUGAAAGAAAAGAUUAUUGGAGGUGAUGUAGAACAAACUAAACAGAUUUUAAGAAACAGCCAGCAAACUAUAGGACGAACUGUUACUGAAGAUGACAUUGUACCUGGUGAUGUAAAUAACACAGUACAGGUGUUUAUGAUGGAACCUGUAUUAUCCCUACAUAAUAUGCAGAAAGUUGAAAUAGUAAAGGGAGACUUGAGAGCAGCUCUUGACUCUCUCGCACAAGCUGUAAACCAAAGUGUUGUCAUAGAAAAAGAAGAGAUAGUCAAAGGAGAUAUCUGCACAACACUUAGGUCCCUUGAGGAGGCUCAAAACCAACUGAAAGAAAUAGACAAGCCUGAAAUUGUCCCUGGAAACAUCAAGGGUGCAUUAGAAUCUCUUGAAAAAUCAUCAUCUGCAAAGACUGAGGUAAUAAUUGAAGAUGUGGUCCCAGGGGAUAUUAGAGGUACCUUGAAAUCCCUGGAGGAGGCAAAGCAGGUGGUGAAAGAGGUUGAGAAAGAGGAGAUUGUUAAAGGUGACAUUCAGACUGCUCUCCUUAGUCUUCAAGAGGCUUCAACUGAAAAGAGGGUGUUCCAGCACCAAGUAAGUGAACAGGGUGAUGUGAAAGGUACAAUUCAGCUUUUCAUGGAGCCAACCUCAUCCCCACAUAUGCAGAGGAGGCCAAGCACAGAGGGCAACAUAAAAUCCUCUAUCAAAUCACUUUAUGAGCAGGAGCACGGGCAAAUUGAGAAAGAAGAGGUGAUUAAGGGAGAUGUUCAGGGCACAAUUAAAUCCCUGAUGAACAAGAAGGAGCAAUCAAGACACAAAUCAAAAAUGAAUCCUCACAAGAAAGCUAAAGCUCUCAUUAAGAAUCCAGUUCCCCCUCAGCAAGCAGCCCGUGAAUGCCCAGCUGGAGCUAAAACUGAGGAAAAGCCAACAAAUCCACCUCCAGUGAGAAACAUGCAGCAGGGCAGCACACAAAUAACAUCUGAUCAGAUCAAAUCUUCAGAAACUCAGACUUCUUCUGAGGAACAUCAUUCUACUACUAAACAAAUGACAACAGCUGUUCGUUCACAAGAGUCCUCUCAAAGCUCUCAAAAGAUAAAUGUCAAGGAACAACAUAUCAAACAAAAACAGAACACACCUAGUACAGUGCUAAUAAAGAAAAAGAAUGUUGGAGGUCAAACUAGUGUGAAGAAAUCUGAAAUUGACGCUGUGUGUUCAGCAACAAGUGCAUCAAUGGAGGCAUCACAAACUAAUAUUAGCAUGAAGCAAACUGAGGAGACAAAGUCAGCCACACAGGUUCAGAUGACUGUGACAACAGAACAAACCACUGUAAUCCAGAACCAGAACAUCAAAAAUGUUAAAUCAGAAAAAAAUGUUAAGAGCCUGAACCGCAAUCUCAAUCCCAAAGGAAUGAUAAAAAAAGUGAAACCACAGCCAGAGAUUCACUUUCCACCACCUCCAAGUUCUCCUCCACCCCCCUCUGAAUCAGAGCUCUCUCUGCCGCCUCCUCCCUCACCUGUGGCAGAAAGUGAUGUCCAGCCAGCCCUUUUACCACACCCUCCUCUGGUCAUGAGACAGGACAGUGACCUUCCUCCUCCACCACCUCCACCCCCUUUAAUGGAGUCAGACACAGAAUUCUUUCCACCACCUCCUCCACCCCAAGACUUCCUCCCUCCACCUCCAUCUCAACAGGAACUCAGCUCUGUUGCCCAACCUGAAAAGCCAAAAGGCCGAACUUUAUUUAAGGUGCCCAAACCUGAGCCUCCAAAGCAACCACAGCCCAAAACAUUUAAAUGGCAGAAAAAACAAACGGCACCUAUUCCACCAACUCCACCUCCCCCAUCAAUUGCAAAGCAAAGUGAAACUAUUGCAUCAAACAUAACCACGGUUACAGAUAUAGAAGAGAACAUCAACAAGCAAAAGGGAUUGGUUCAAACGAUUGAACCUCCAGCUCCAAAUAUUACCAAAAUGUCAUCAGCAAUGCCUGUGCUACAACCAGCAACUGAGGAACCACCACGCCCUAAAAAGGUAGUUGUUCCCACAAUGAAACUUCCACCUCCCCCUGAACUUUCUGCUCAAAAACCAAGACCCGCAAGUAAAUUCAAAACACCACUCAUGCUUGCAGAGGAGAGAUAUCGCAAACAAAGAGAGGAGGCUGAAGAGAACAAGGAAGAAACUACUCCAACCUCACCCCCAUCUACUAAACCAUUUAAUGUCAGUGAAAUGAAGGUUGAAGCAGAGUUGAGCACACAGAAAGCUGAACAGCCUCAAAUUACUGUUAAGACACAGCAAGAAAUAUCUAAAGAACCAGAGGCUAAAGAGAAGCCAGCCAUGAUUCCAAAAGAAACAGCAGAAAAACGUGCCCCUCCAAAAAGUCCACAGACUCCACCAAAGCAAAAGCCAGCUGCAAAUUUGCAGAUAAGUAAACCAUCAUUUCAAAAAGUUGGUAAGAAAACAACCACAGAAUUAUCUAGCAGUGUAUUAGAUAAAAAGCAAGCAUCUACCACUGCUGCCUUAGAAAUUAAAAGCCAUCCAGCCCAUGCAGUUCAUCCACUCUCUGUUGCAGAGCAAGUUGAGAAAACAAAAGCUCAAUCUGUAAAACAAGAGAGCCUCCAGGCCACACAAAAUACUCAAAAUCAGAUAACUGCAUCUGCUAAAGCAGAAGAGAUCAAGAUCAUAGAGACUUGUGUGACUCAAGAAGUCAAGAAGGUUCCUUCACAGACCACAAAGAUCCCAAAAGUGACCCCUAGCUUUAAGGUGAAAACAUUUAAGGUGCCUAAGGUAGAGAAGCCAGAGAACCAAGAAGAGGGAAAGGACAAACAAACAACCAGCACUGAGCAAGCAGUCACAGAAACAGGAAAAAAAUAUGUAUCUCAAAUAUGCAUGGGUCAGGAGGGCAUCCAAAAAUCCACCAGUGCUGAAGUGAAAGUUGAGAAAAAGGAGGAAAUGAGACAAACCAAGCAAGACAUCAAAAUGGAGGUUCAGUUAAAGAAGCAAAGAGAAACAUCAGUUAAGCAGCCGCCACCUGUGGCACCAAGACCAUCAGUUGAGAUACAUCAAAUACAACCAGCAAUAUCAACAGAGGUACAUAAAGGACAAGGGCAGACAUCUGUCAUUCAGUCCCAUCAAGCAGUGAGAGAGGAACAUGUCCAGAUUCAUGAAGAGAAGAUGGUCAUUCAGAGCACAGUUCAACAACAGAGCACUCAACAAAAAAGUAAAUUCCAGAUCAAGAAGCAGGUAAAGCCUCCACUGCGGCCUCCAAGCAGAGAGGAGGCCAUAAAACAGUCAAUGCAGAAAGAGGAGCAGAACAAAACAGUGAUUACAAAAGCAGCAGAAUCUGAAAAGAGUGCACCAAUGACAACUGAAAGUUAUGCACAAAAAUGUGAAGAGCUUCAAAAAUUGUUGAGUUAUAUUAAGGAGUGCGAAGGAGCUCCUGCAAAACUGAAUCCAAAGUCAUUACAGACAAUGCUGAGUGUCAUUCCUGAUUGGCUAGUUGGUUCUGAAGAGAAGGCUGAUUUAAGUCGUACUCAGAACAACAAGCAAAAAAUGAGAGAGGUCAUAAUCUAUGUGCAGAACCUUGCCCUGGCUAAACUAAAUUUUUUAGAGGGAAAUUUGUCUGUUUCAGAGAUGGCAAAAAGUGAGUCAUCACAGGAGAAAAAAAUAGUAGGUGGAGCCACACAGAAAAUAUCUAAGAUUACUAUUGGCUCAGCAAAAAUAGAGACUCGAAAGAAAGUAGUGGAGGAGAAGAAGACAGAGUGCCAGAGUGAAUCAAAGAUAUCAGAGCUUAAAAUGCCACCUGAGCUAAGAAUGCGGACACCGUCCCCUACAUUCAUCUGUAUUGAGUCCGCCAAGAGGACAGACUCUCCCUUGAGAGUGACACCAUCACCCCCUCCCUCUUACAGGUCGGGCACCACACCAACACCUCCAUCUCGCUGGUCUGAAACACCAACACGUCCGAACCAAUCCACACCUUCCCCUACAAUGAGUCGCUCUGAGAAGCUAGCUAAACUAAGAGAUACCACAGCCAAAUUAUCACAAGGCAUGACUCCACCACCCAUGCCUUUACCAGAGUACAUGAUAAAGGCCCAAACAGAUUUGGAAGGGUCUCGCUCAUCCAGCUGUUCAGAGAUUACGGUUGAGACUCAUAAAAUGGAAUCAUCCCUGAUAGAUGUCACAGAUGUCCAUGGAGACUCCACGAUGACUGUAAAAGACAAGCGUGAGUUCUUUGAAGAGGCUCAGAAAGCAGAGGUCAGUCGUACAUAUGUACGCAAAGAUCCUAUUGACAUCCCAGACCGUCUUGAACCAGACACAGAAGGUAAUGAGCCAGAGAUCCCAAAAACGACUGAUUCCCAUGAGAAAAUGUUAGAGGACUUGCCCAGGGUUGACCUGUCAAGGCUUGUUAACAAAUUUGAGACACCCCAGACUAAAGUUUAUGUUCGGAAGGAGCCUGUUGUGAUUACUGAAAGACUUGGAAGUGACACAGAAGAUGUUGAACCUGAGAAGAAGACAUAUUUGGUGGAGGACAUACCCAGUUUUGAUGUUAAAGCCCUCAAAACUGUCUUUGAAAUGGGUGAGCAAGCCCAUCAGUACCUAAGGGAAGAGAGAAAGAAUCUUGAGAAACAAGAGGAAGCACCUGAAGGAUUCUCUCAAACUAAAUCUGUGAAAGAACACUUCUCCACUGUAGAUGAGUUUGGAAACACUGUAAUAGGUUCAAAGUCUGAAACAACCUCCCAGUCUCGGAGUGUGACAACCCGUGGUGAUCCACCAACUUAUGCAGAUGUAGUAAGAGGGAAUGUUCCUGUCCUGGAUGUUCCACCGGAGGCCUCAGCAGAGGAGUUACUAAAGAACUUCCAGCAGACAUGGGCAGAGAGUGAAAAUGUCUUCAAAAAUCUGGGCUUCACUGUGUCUGAGCAGCACAGAUCACAGACUGUUUCCCACCAGCACCAGACUGUUGUCACCGAAAAUACGGGUGCCAGAGUCCGAACUGUGUCGGGUAUGUCGGAAGAGGGUGUAUCCCAUGGAGUCGCUCAUAGCAGACAAGCAAAACUUCCAUAAAAGCUGUUUUAGAUGUGCCCACUGCAGCAACCAGCUAAGUCUUGGAAAUUAUGCUUCUCUCCAUGGACGAAUGUACUGCAAGCCACACUACAAACAACUUUUCAAGUCUAAAGGCAACUAUGAUGAAGGAUUUGGAGAAAGGCCCCACAAAGAACUUUGGAGUACAAAGAAUCUGAACAACUCGUCAGAGACAACUUACACAAAAAACAACCCUCUUGUUGAUUUUAAUGUCAAAGUAACUCAGAGCCCACAAGAAAAUUACCCCAAGACCAUAGAGAGGAUGAUUCAAGGAAAGAUGAAUGAUGAAAUUAAGAAGCCAG
Molecule: messenger RNA, 10660 nt
Organism: Carassius auratus (goldfish)
Lineage: Eukaryota; Metazoa; Chordata; Actinopteri; Cypriniformes; Cyprinidae
Gene: xirp2a
Product: xin actin binding repeat containing 2a
Exons: 10
Coding region: 363-10340 (3325 amino acids)
Biological process (GO): actin cytoskeleton organization; actin filament organization
Cellular component (GO): stress fiber; focal adhesion
Molecular function (GO): actin filament binding
Source: RefSeq, a predicted model, not a curated record